AUGGCGUCGGAACGAGACGAUGAGUGGACACCGCUUUUGCAGUCGAAAGAGACGAAGAGCCGAUGCAGGUUGUUCAGGGGGCGUCGUGCAAAAAGCGACGAGGGAACAGGAGGUCGGUCGGCGACCAAGAGUGCCGUCGGCAUAACCGAAAUCUUUCGAUAUGCUGAACGGUCUGACGUGCUUUUGAUGGCCGCCGGGACGCUGUUCGCCGUCAUACACGGAGCCGGAUGGCCAAUGCUGUCGAUGAUCAUUGGAGGAAUGACUAACACGUUCAUUCGUGCCGAGAACUCCAACUUCUCCUCGGCCAGCAGUUCGGUCGUAGACUCGACUUCCGGCAUCAACACCAACUACUCCGCCACCAACUUCACCAUCUCGCCUGAUCAGUUCAUCAGCGACGUGACGAAGUUUGCGGUUUACUAUGUUGCGGUCGGCGUUGUGAUAUUCGUCACCACCUUCCUUCAGGUCUCCUGUUGGAGCUACACCUGUGAACGACAGAUGUUCCGAAUCAGAAGAGAGUUUUUCCGCAGCGUCCUUCAUCUGGACGUUUCGUGGUACGACCGCCAUCCAUCCGGCGAACUCACGUCGAAGCUGAACGAUGACAUAGAACGGAUACGUGAGGGCAUCGGCGAUAAGUUCUCGCUAUUAAUUCAGUUUGUGGCAGCUUUUCUCUCCGGCUUUGUUAUUGGCUUCGUUUACAACUGGCGACUUACUCUGGUCAUGCUCUCGUUGACGCCAUUUUUGGCCGGCAGC
Soboliphyme baturini is the source of this 750-nucleotide messenger RNA. The record is from the annotation of a GenBank genome assembly. Lineage: Eukaryota; Metazoa; Nematoda; Enoplea; Dioctophymatida; Soboliphymatidae.